This is a messenger RNA of Plasmopara halstedii, 1176 nucleotides long. RefSeq lists its product as uncharacterized. The record is from RefSeq and is a predicted model, not a curated record. The transcript is spliced from 4 exons. Bases 1 to 1176 code for a protein of 391 amino acids. NCBI's taxonomy places the organism in Eukaryota, Oomycota, Peronosporomycetes, Peronosporales, Peronosporaceae.
AUGCAAAGCCACUGUCUAGCAAAGACCUUAAGUUGUUCAGAUACAAAGGCUGGCGUACCUGUCGACUCUGGUUUUCUCAUUGCUAAUUCAAGUGACUUAGUCCAGAGUGUAUCGAGUAUUCACGAAACUGAUGAUAGCAAGGAUAUCGAAGCGCGAGUGCCUGUUUUGGAAAAAUCUGCCCUCGACCAUUACAACGCACACGUGGAAGAGUUAGGAAGACAUCAACUUCUUGAAAAUGCCUUGAAGACUUCCGAGAUGGAAGCAUUCUACAAAUUUUGCGUGGAGUAUAAUAGCGAUACGAAGAACAAAGAUAAACUCUCGUUGAUCGAGCCACUAUCAAAGAUAUACAAAGACAGUUUCUCGCUCAAAAAGCUAUAUCACUUGUCGAUGGCGGAAGAUCAUGAUCAAGAAAUAAUAAGGAUGUUGAUAAAUGAACAAUUGGACACUUUGGUGAAAGAAGAGUUUUCUCUCAAACAAGUUUUCGAUCUUCUGGAAUUUGACGACAGUCUUGCCACAGUCGUACGUAACGGAAAGUAUGACUAUUUCUUUCAAUUCUGGAUGUCGCGCGCCUCUCAUGAACUUACAGAUAAGAGCUUGGUCGACGAUUUUGUAUGGGGCAAAUUUAUUGAAUUUCUGACGAAACAUUUUGGUGGAGACGGUAUAUUACUUUGGGGAAUAGAGCAGAACCCAGAAUUGAGCUCCCUGAGAGAGCAUUUGUUUGAAAUAUGGGAUAAAUUACCAUUGGAUGCAGUGUGGGACAGACUGCGUUUUGGCGACAUUGCUUAUUUAGAAAUUCUCAGCGGUAGACUGGCGAUGUUUCAUAAGCAUGCAGUUAAAUCUUCUCCAACCGCGACUAUAAAAAAGUUUAUACAGACUUACGGAGAAGAGAAAGUGACUGAGUCUAUAGCAACUGCGAGUUUAGUUUACUCUAACUCAUUUGCGUCGACACUGCACCGUGAACGACUCGACUUGUGGAAAGCGGAAGGGUAUUCUGUAAAGACAGUUUUCGACGUGUUAAAAUUCCACAAUGAUGACGAAGAAUAUCUCGUGAUUUACAAAUUGGAGACUUUAACCAAUUACAUCUGGUCAAUCUCUAACGAGGCCAAAGUGGCGGCGACACAUGAGAUAGAAAACCUCGCAAGCUCGACCUCAAAGGCAUUAACAACAACAAGUUGA